This is a messenger RNA of Prunus armeniaca (apricot), 1191 nucleotides long. The record is from the annotation of a GenBank genome assembly. NCBI's taxonomy places the organism in Eukaryota, Viridiplantae, Streptophyta, Magnoliopsida, Rosales, Rosaceae.
AUGAAUAUUCUGACAGGCGUCAACAGACCAACAUUCAGUGGACCUUUGUUGUUGAUGGAGCUAGCAUUUUUAUUAAGAGGUGUUGGCACUGAAGUUUGUUGGGUUACAACCAUGAAACCGUCAGAUGCAGAUGUAGUGAUAUACAGUUUGGAACAUAAGAUGUUGGACCGAGGGGUGCAGGUCCUCUCUGAAAAUGGCCAAGAAGCUGUAAAUACAGCUCUCAAAGCUGAUUUGGUUGUAUUGAACACCGCAGUUUCUGGGAAAUGGUUGGAUGUUGUUCUUAAGGAAAAUGUUCCCCGUGUUCUCCCGAAAGUGUUGUGGUGGAUCCAUGAAAUGCGUGGCCAUUACUUCAAAUUGGAUUAUGUCAAGCACCUCCCGCUUGUUGCAGGUUCUAUGAUAGAUUCACAUGUAACAGCAGAAUAUUGGGAGAAUAGGACUCGAGAACGUUUGGGUAUCAAAAUGCCAGAGACCUUUGUUGUUCACCUUGGAAACAGCAAGGAACUAAUGGAAGUUGCUGAAGAUAGUGUAGCAAAAAGGGUUUUGCGUGAGCAUGUCCGAGAGUCUCUUGGAGUGCGAAGAGAAGAUCUACUAUUUGCCAUCAUAAACAGUGUUUCACGUGGAAAAGGCCAAGAUCUGUUUUUGCGUUCCUUCUAUGAAAGCUUGCGAUUGAUCCAAGAGAAGAAGCUGCAACUGCCAAGAAUGCAUGCAGUAAUUGUAGGGAGUGACAUGACUGCUCACACCAAGUUUGAGCAUGAACUACGUAACUUUGUAUUGAUGAAGAAAAUUCAAGAUCGUGUUCAUUUUGUAGACAAAACUCUGACUGUAGCUCCAUAUCUGGCUGCAAUUGAUGUCCUUGUUCAAAAUUCCCAGGCACGGGGAGAAUGCUUUGGUAGGAUAACUAUUGAAGCCAUGGCAUUUCAGCUGCCUGUAUUGGGAACAGCAGCAGGUGGCACCACAGAGAUUGUAGUGAAUGGAACAACAGGUUUGUUGCAUCCUGUUGGGAAGGAAGGGAUCACUCCUCUUGCGAAAAAUAUUGUAAAACUUGCCACUCAUGUUGAGAGGAGGCUUACAAUGGGGAAGAGAGGCUACGAAAGGGUCAAAGAAAGGUUUCUAGAACACCAUAUGGCAAAUAGAAUUGCUGCCGUUCUCAAGGAAGUGUUGCACAAGUCAAAGAGCCACUCAGAUUCCUAA